AUGGUAGGUAUCAGUAAGUUAGUCUAAGUCUCAAAAGUUCUAGUUCUACCCUGAUGAGUCAUCGAUCGUUUAAAUAAGCUAAAUUGGUCUUUCUUUUGGGGCUCUCAGAUUGAGACUGUUAGCCGCCAUACUGUUUUCUGCCAUGCUAGGGACAGCAGGCUUGGUUUAGUUAAUUUUUCUGUGAAGGCUAAAGCUUUACGCUUGGCCAGUUUGCUUCGUGUUUUGGAUGACCCGUCGUCUGCGUGUUUUUACCCCGCUAGGUAUUUCUGCGGCAGUAGGCUGUCCCGCUCGUGCCCUGAGUGAGCUUUUUUGCGGGACAACCGCUGUCAAAACGCAUUUUUUCCUUCUAGUUUUUAUUCUGAGUGUCUCGCUGUUGCUGAUUCCCUUUGUGUUCCUAGUGAUUUUAUUUUUUCCUCUAAGUCCCUCUAUGAGGAGCUGAGGAAGGUCUCUUCGUCUGCUCCUCCUUUCCAUCAUCAUUGGAAGAGUCUGGCUCCUGCUUCCUUUUUAAUAAAGUCGCAUUGGGAGCUUGUGUGGGGCUCUUUUGCCGAAAAUUUUAAGAACGACCUCUUUUGGUUUAUUUCACUGAAGGCUGUUAAAGUGCAUGAUAGUUUGUGUCAGUGGGGGUACAUCAAGUGCCCCGUUUGCGCUAGUUGCCCCUGUAGGGAAACAAUUAAUCACUGUUUCCUGCAUUGUAAGCGAGUUAAACUAGUCUGGUCUUGUUUUCUUCCCCUUCUUACCUUCUUCAUGCCCCCCCCCCCCCGUGUUUUUGCUAGUUGCCCCUGUAGUGAAACAAUUAAUCACUGUUUCCUGCAUUGUAAGCGAGUUAAACUAGUCUGGUCUUGUUUUCUUCCCCUUCUUACCUUCUUCAUGCCCCCCCCCCCCCGUGUUUUUAUAAAUAAUUUGCCUUUUGUUUUUUUUUUUUUUGUUUUUGACUCCCUCUUCGAACUAUAAAAAUGUCCUUAUCAUUUAGUGCAAACAAUAGUCUAUGCAAUUUGGAAAUUUAGGAAUCGGGCUACCUUCUAUAACGGUCACGAUGAUCACCGAGCAAUCAUUAAGUAUGUUUUACAAGAUGCUAAGUUCCGUAUUCAUUGUGAUUUUGUGUCUCUGUCUCGUACCUUGUUUUAUUCCAGAUGGGUUUUACCUGGCCUAGGGAAAGAAAUCCGGAAAAGAACGAAAAAGAACUGCAGUCUGGUCCUGGAAACAAUGCACAGACAAGAAAGCCUGUAACCGUAAUAGCAGGAGAUUCAAUCAUCCAAAACAUCCGUGGUUGGAGCCUUUCUAAAACCAACAAGGUAGUCGUAAAGCCAUUUCCUGGCGCAACAACUUAGGACAUGGAAGACUUUAUCAAACCCAUCCUAAGAAAAGAUCCUGAGAAUAUUAUAAUCCAUGUUGGAACCAACGACGUAAACUCCAAAGAUCAAGUGUAGUAUCUGUUCUUAUCGCUCUCGUUUUCGUUAGUGCUUGGAUUGCUUUCGUAUUGGUCUUGUUCUUUCCCUUUUGGCCUGGAGUUUCAUUCUGUGAGGUUUGUAGUGUUGUUUUGCAUGCCAUUUUCUUCGCUGGAGUGAAUUUUUUCUUCACUGUACCAACACGUGCUCUGCGCAAUGGCUGCGCGACCCCGCGCAACCUUCACGCACACAAAAACUGUCCGUCUCAUCAUGGAGGAGGAGAUGGAGUUAACCGCGAUCGAAAUUGUUUGGUCUUUACCUGAGUUCCAGGAGGAAAUCACGGGCAUUGUCCCCAAUUUUGGGGGGCAAAUGUUUUGAUAUAACAUUACGCACAACCGAGCUGCCACACGCUUGGCCACGUCUGGCUUUGAUUAUGGAGCCGAAAGGAAACCCCUAAAUUUACUUGGGGCGAAAACUAUCCACGUCUCGGUGUUCGUUGCCGUGGAAUUUCCCGAUCAAGAGAUUGUCAAAUUUUUAAAACAGUAUGGACAGCUGAGGUCCGAACAUCUCCGGCGCCUCUGCUACACUGAAGAGGGGUUCACUUCUAUUGAGCGCGGUAUCUACGUCGCGGAAUUUAUCACUCGCGAAAGAUCUGCCUCAGGAGGUCGUCACCCAAGGUUUGGAAAUAUUUUCUAAAUACACCGGUCAGCCGAUCACUUGUUACCGCUGCGGAACGGCCGACCACGUAGUUAAAAACUGUCCGAAACAACGCUCGCGUAUCGGGCACCUUCGUGUGGAAGAUCGUGUUUUGCCUGGCCUGCCGAACCCCCCGGACAGCAAGGAGGCUCAACUGGAAAGUGAAACCAUUACUCCCAGCACUCAGGACUCUGACGAUGAAGAUCGUACACCGAGCGAGACUCUUUCUUCAACGCCCGCGCUGUAUUCCGGAGUUGUAUCUCGCAAUCUCUUCUCAGAGCCAAGCAAGACCUCGCGUAAAAAGCCACCACCCUCCCCCGAAAAGUCGGGAAACCCGGAGCCUAAAAAGGCCGCAGCUUCAAACGGCAAACCAGCAACAGCCGCGAAACCCCGAUGCGAAACACCAGCUAUCAAGUUCUUAAAGAAGGCGCUUCACCAAACAGGUCCGGAGCAAACAAAACUUAUGCACACAGUUUCCCACACAGGGAAACAAUUGACCAUUGUUUCCUGCACUGUAAUCCAGCUAAAUUAGUCUGGUCUUUUUUCUUCCCCUCCUUACCUCCUUUAUGACCCGAAAACCCGUGAAGAUCGUACACCGAGCGAGACUCUUUCUCCAACGCCUGGGCUGUAUUCCGGAGUUGUAUCUCGCAAUCUCUUCUCAGAGCCAAGCAAGACCUCGCGUAAAAGGCCACCACCCUCCCACUCGUGAGUAACAUGCCUUCUGUUUUCUUUUUAGAGUUUACGACUCCUUGUUUGAAACAUAAGGAUGUCCUUAUUUAUUUAAUUCACACAAUUGUUUAUGCAAUGUGGAAAUUUCGAAAUCGAGCCACUUUCUACAGGAGGACACGAUGACCACCGAGCGAUUAGUAAGUACAUUUUACAGGAUGUUAAGUUUCGUCUUCCUUGUGAUUUCGUGUCUAUGUCCAGUACCCUGUUCUAUUUUCGAAGGGUUUUCCCUGGCCAUUGUCAGGUUGUGGGUGAUAAGUUGAUUAUAGUCUUCCCGUAAUGUUUUGUAAAUAGCUUCUUAAUGCUCAUUAUCACCUGUCCUUUUUGAGACUGAUUGUAAUCCUGCCAGUAAAUAGUCAUUAGUGAUUAGUUUUAGUGAUCUUAUAAAUAGGUUCUGUUGAUUUUUCAUUAAACUUUUAUAACAUCCAUCUGUUCUUAUCGGUGACAUUUUCGGUGUCUCUGCUGAAAACGUGAACAGUUCCUUUUCCCGCACUUGGAUCGCCCUGUUUUUGGACUUUUUCGCUUCGUCUCGCUGCGGAUAUUCUGUUUGUGAGGUUUGCUUUGUCGCUUUUGGUAUAUUUUUUGUCUUUCGAGCGGAUUUAUCUUACACCGCCUGACACAUGCUUUGCGCAAUGGCUGCGCGACCCCGCGCAACCUUCACGCACAGAAAAAUUGUGCGACUGAUUGUCGAAGAAGGCAUGGAUAUAAACGCAAUCGAAAUUGUGAGGUCUCUUCCCGAUUUCAAGGCGGAAAUCACCGGCAUUGUCCCCAAUUUCGGGCACAAAUGCUUCUAUAUCACGCUCCGCUCUACCGACGCUGCAACACGCUUGGCCACAACUGGCUUCGACCAUGGGGCUGAAAGAAAGCCGUUGAAAUUACUUGGUGCGAGAACCAUCCACGUUUCAGUGUUUGUCGCUGUGGAAUACCCCGACCAAGACAUUGUAAAUUUUCUAAAGCAGUAUGGACAGUUAAAGUCCGAAAAUCUACGCCGCCUCUGUCAUACCGAGGAGGUUUUACAUCUAUCGAGCAUGGUAUCUGCGUCGCAGAAUUUACUUUACUCGACAGAGAUCUACCCAGGAAAGUUGUGACCCAAGGUCUCGAAAUAUUUUUUAAAUAUACGGGCCAGCCGAUUACAUGCUACCGUUGCGGAUCGACUGAACAUGUGGUUAAAAACUGCCCGAAGCAGCGCCCACGUUUCAAUCAUAUACGCGUGGAGGAUCGUGUUCUCUCCGCCCCACCUAACCCCCCUAAUUCCCAGGACAUGCAAGAAACACAGAUGGAAACGACCUGUGCAGAAGAUUCUGAUGAUGAAAUUUCCGAGAGCGUUAGCAGCGAGAUGUUAUCGUCAGCGCCAGACCUAUAUUUUGGGGCUGUUUCUCGCGAUCUUUUCGCCGAGCCAAGCGAGGGCUCGCGCAAACAACCCCCACCGUCCCCCCUUAAAUCUCGAAACCUAAAGGCUAAAAAAGCCGCGGCGGCAGUCGAAAAUCCAGACAAAAAUCAACCACAAUCUCAGUGAGUAUCGCCGGCCAUCAAAUUUCUUCAGAAGGCCCUUAAACAAACUGAUGUUUGGCAUAAACAACAUCGUCGAUCACAUGAAUUCACCUGGUUUAACUCUGAUUUUUCUAUCGCUAGUCGCCUAGAUAAAUUCUAUAUCUCCUGACCAGUCUGCCUCGUUUUCAUGUGCCCUGUCCUCCUAUAGGUUAAUGGCCGAGCUGUUAGGGCCUCGGUACCAUCUAGACGUUAUUUGAUCCCUGUCUGUACACACUGUACUGUCCUGAAGAGCUUGGCCAAGUAUCUGUUCUCGGACUCAGCCAAUGAUAUCUCCCUGUCCUCGCAUAGAGUGCCAGAUGCAUCAUGGUACCAUAUCCAGGAUGGGCAGGCAGCCAACCAUCCUAGGUCUGGAGCACCUAAAGGGGCAUCACUUCUUGGCCUUUUGGCUAGAUCUCUAUUUUUCAUCUUGGAGGAAUUUUGUUGCGAUUGUUGAAGAAGAAAUUUAGAAGUUUGCUUUUUUUCGGCUGGCGGCGAGAGUGGGUAAGUUUUUUCUCUUGAAUUUUCUCAACCAUGUUUUCUCGCCAUCAUGCCUGAACGGAUCCUGAAUAUCAAUGACCCGCUUGCCACCGCGAUCCCUUGAGGAUCUGAUGAUUAGGUUGUUGUUUCUGACGAAAUUAAUUCAGAAGAGAGUUUGAUUGAUGGUUCUGUGCAUACAGCUGAACUUUAUGAAGAUGUUUCUGCAGAUGAAAGCUUUGAAAAUGAGGAGUUUUUGGAUGAGGUUUCUAGACUUGAACGGGAUUAUUUUGUUUCUCUUCAUGUAGACAAGGCUCCUGUUAAUUCUGCCGUUCUACAGCGCCGCAUAAUGUACAUGAUGGAUUUCUCACCAACUUCGAGCGCGAUAAUUUCCACGUCGAAAAUAUCACUCCUGAUAGGCCAUGUUCGGCUUUUUUUCGAACAAGCCAAUUUGUGUCUGCUGCUGAGGUGUUGAAGGCACUUAACGAUGGUUUCAUUACAAAUCAUAUUCGCUGCCUCCAGCUUAAACCGUCCGGUGAAAUAUAUGUAACUUUUUGCACUGCUGAUUUGCAUGAUAAAUUUAUCCAGCAGCGCUCUUUCUCCUUGACCGGCAAGCCUCAUGCUGCGAAUGAUGCAGAUGGCUCCACUGUUUUUCUUACCAUUUAUGACGCUCCGUACCAGCUACCGGAUACUGCAAUUAUUCACUGCCUUCGGCCAUUUUGACCUAUUAAAACAAACACUUUGGUACUUUGUCAGGCUUACCAUUAACUCAAUUUCGGGUUGCUUUCGACGUUUCAGUGGAAAAUUCCUGAAACAAACGGAACAUCUGAGAAGGCAUUCGCCUAUUUUCCUGGUUGGAAACUUCCAGGCAGAAGUUCGGAUUUCAUGUCUUCAAACCUUUUUUGAAUACUAGUUUCAGGCUUUCAUGGCCGUUUUUCAUUAAACGAAACUGACUUAGGACAAUGGUAAAUGCGAUUACCGAACGGAAUCAAGAUUAAUCAGUCCUGAAUUCUCCUCACCAUUUGCCCAAACCGUGAAGUGACUGGUUUACCCAUGUAAAUAGUAGAAAAGCCUUGUGUCCAAAAGCCUGCUAUACAGGUUCCUCUCAUCGCUAUCUGCCCCUUAGGAAAUUUCGUCAAAAAGCGAUGAGAGGCAGUUGUAUCGCAGACUAUGCGUCAUAUAUCUUAAGUACCUGGAGAGGCCUUGUUAAGUGCAUAGUAGAUCGUAGCAAGGGCAGAUCGUUGCAAUAUCUCUAAUUACUUAUUAAGAGACACAUACGAACAUAGAUUAUUUUUCGAUCGCCUUCAGACCUUUGUUCUGUCGCCUGAGGAUUUAAUUUUAAGUGGCGAUUUUAAUUGUAUUGAUUCUGACCUUCAUCGCUUGAAUAUUAAAUUGGACUUUGACGCGGUCAUGCGUUGCUUGUCGGCCCUUAGGUCCGAUUUCUGUCUUGUUGACAUUUUUUGUAAGAAGAAUCUGAAGGCGAUUUCUUUUAGUUGGUCUAAUAAGGAUUUUUCUCAGGCUUCUCGCCUCGAUCGCUUUUAUAUUUCUUCCUCUCUUCUUCAAUCAGUUUGUGGGAAUAAAUGCUUUCCUUGCCCCCUCUCAGAUCACGAUUUUGUUGAUUAAUUUAUUUCCCUGGUUAAUGUUUCUUUUCAUGGAAGUGGUGUUUGGAAAUUUAACUGCUCUCUCCCUUCCUAUGAUGAAUUUAUUAAUGAUAUGACCGCCUUGAUCACCGUUGAAAAAGAGAAAAUUCCUCUGUCUAGUUAAACUCGCUAUUCCUCUACUCCAGACAAAUGUUAAGAAAAAUAGUUUUUCUGGAGCAGUUCUUUAGAAUAGCCUUCCUAUAUAUUGACCAGUAGUAGGCGAAGUCUCUUCGAGUUUUGAGGGCCGGCUGCAAACAAUUCUUCUGGAGAUUUACACAGUACUAAUGUAAAGCAAACUAAGGCUUUCAGUCUUAUUCGGUUUGUGAUAAAGACAAAGGUAAGGUUUUGGAGGCCUGCUUGGGCAUCUAAGUUUCAUGGACUAAGGUUACGGAGGAUGAGGAAGGUCCUCAAGUCUGUCUUUCCUUUUUAGGUGUUCCCAUUCGUUCGUUACAAAGUUCUUUUUAGGUUAAGCAUUAUACUCUAUUUUGUUUCCCUAUUUUUAUUGUUAUUUAUGUAUUUGUUUUUGCGGAAAAGACGAUGUUCUCUUUCCAAACGCUGUUGAAAGGAACUUUCAGUCUUUUAACCCGUCAUCUGUAGUUCAGUAUUACAGCUAGAGUUUCCAUGACACUUAAACGUCAAUCAGUGCAAAGUCUUUCAGACCACAAAGCAGCCCGUACUUUUUGCGUAAGCCAAGAACGCAGAAUAGUCGAAGGAAUGGUCUGGAGCAAAACAAAAUGGUCAUUCCCUCUUGUCUGGAGCAGAGGGGGCGCAGCGGGGGAGGGGGGAGGUGAGUGAGACUGGAGAGAAUCGAAAAAUAAGUCUAAAAAAUACGAUAGAAAAUGACAAAGAAAAAAUGAAAGAAAGGAAACAAGAAAGAAAAAAAAAUCGCAGUCUAAAAGCAGUUGAAAAGUUGGUACUACCAAAUCUGUUCCUGCUGAUCAAUAACAAAGCGCCAACAGUGCUUGACGCUCCAGUUGAAUACCGUAUUUAUUCGAAUAAGCGCCCAACCUCGAAUUAGCGCCCACCUCGAGUAAGCGCCCAUCCUAAAGGCAGAAAAUUUAAUAAGUGCCCACCCCCACCACACUUCCCCCGACACAAACUCAAAUAAGAGAUAAUAAGAGACCCUCCCAAAGACGGGGUUUUCUUCAGAGCAUUUUACAGAAACCUUGCUUUGUUACAUCUCCGCUUUUUAUUAUUACCAUUUAUUUUUUUGGUUGCAAAAUAAACAUACUACACUUGCUGAGAAUGGCGAAAAUUUAAUAAGCGCCCAGCCUCUAACAAGCAUCCACCUCGAAUAAGCGCCCACUCUCAAGGUCCAAAAAUUUAAUGAGCGCCCAGGGCGGUUAAUCGAAUAAAUACGGUAUAUACCAUAAAAAUUUGUAAAUAAAGGAGGUAGUUAACCUGUAACAGGCCUUCAGGUAGUUAGGAAAACGCAAAGAAAAGUGGCCUAGAAAAAAUGGCGAAGGGGCGGGGUUAGGGAGAGAGGGUGAAAGGUCCUCCUACUCUUUCCCCCUUACUCUCUUCCACGUUUGUUUUCCUCUGUUCCCCAUUUCGCGCCACUGUCUACUAUCCACUAUUCACUGUCCACUACGCCUGGAAUAGGCUAGUUUAUAGUGGGCCAGAGAGUUUUCUUCCAAUGUAUAUAUAAUAUAGAUUGUAUGCUGGAAUUUGGCAUGUGAUCAGUGUUGAAUAGAAUGUUGAAAGUGAAUCUGUCGUUAACACCGCUGGCAUGAUGGAGUGUGUCACGCUAUUUUUAACCACUGGAAUGUCACGAUUUUUCGCAAAAUUAGGGUUGAACUCAGCAUCUUGCGGGGUACUUAAAAUCGUUUGCCCAGAGAUUUGUUUCGAUUUUCUGAUAGAUUGGGGCCUAGUUAACCCAUAUAAAGUCAAUUUGCGAAAUUCUAAGUUAUGGCGCAUUGUAAAAAUUUACAUUAUUUUAACCCUAUAAUUUUGAACCGGUGAAAUUGUCAAUAGGGCCUAUUUUUAACAAUACCUUUUUGGCCACAAACUUUUUACAGCUUUCACAAAUUUAUCGUCUUAUAAGAAAGAAAGAGUCACGAAAACUAUUUGUGUUCUUCAAAGGCGGACAUAUCGCUGUGGUUUGACGUAUGAGUCAAUGAAAUGUGUGUAAAAUUUCGUUUUACCUGAAGUGGAUUUUGAGCUCUGAACGGGCAAAAUGAGUUUUCUCAAAUUUUAACAAAAGAACACGUUAUUUGGGAAAACAAGCUACAGCAUGUUUCAUUACUCAUUAAGGGUUAUCGAUGAGCCAAAAAUGAGCGAAAUUCGAAUUCUGAACUUGUGCCACAAAAAGUCGAUUUUGGUCGAUAUUUACAGACAGUUGCUCUUAAACAUCUUGAGAACCCUUCACAACUAUGUUCCCUACGGUGGUGAUGGCGAUGAUUGGCAAUAUGGUGAACAAGGCAUUGUGGGAGACCAACUAAGCAUAGAGCAGGCAGUGAAUGGCCACAUUUCCCUUGCUAAUGGAUUCACUCCAGAAGACAGAUUAGAAGGGCUGCACUUCGAGGUAGCUGACUGGCAUGCUGGUAACAAAUUUCUGGAGGUAAGCAUACAG
Messenger RNA from Porites evermanni, 9023 nucleotides. NCBI's taxonomy places the organism in Eukaryota, Metazoa, Cnidaria, Anthozoa, Scleractinia, Poritidae. The record is from the annotation of a GenBank genome assembly.